Didymodactylos carnosus is the source of this 1449-nucleotide messenger RNA. The record is from the annotation of a GenBank genome assembly. NCBI's taxonomy places the organism in Eukaryota, Metazoa, Rotifera, Eurotatoria, Philodinida, Philodinidae.
AUGUUACGUAUAAAUACAAAAUUUCUUCAAAACAAGAUUGCUCGUUUAUGGAAUAUAAUACAAUGUUUCAUGUUUAUUCAAACUCAAGAUAACCCAGAUCCCAAUAAUUUAAAAUUUCUAUCUGGUAAACAAGUAUUAGAAUCUGGUACAAAAGAUUUUUCCACAAUACAAUCAGCCUAUUGUUUACCCAUUGGCAAAACUAAAGAUAUUGUAGAUAAGAAAAGUAAAACAGAAUUUGAACAAUUUGUGCAGAAAUUUAUUCAUAUUUAUAUUCAUUCAUCUGGUAUGGAAAAUCCUCUGUCUUAUCCUGAUGUUGUUAGCCGGACAACAAGUUCCAAUUCAAAACAAGCAGCCAAUAAUUAUGCAGCGGGACUCCAAGUGGCUAGCCUUUUUUCAGAAUAUGUUUUAUUAUACCCCCUUGAUGUACUAAGACGUCAAAGUCAGAUUAACAAUGAAGCAAUCAAAUAUCAUCUUUCACCUGUAACAGUAUUUCCCGUAUUAUUUAAAUUAUCAGCUCAAGGACCAUCUGGUCUUUGGAAAGGUGUAUUAAGUUCACUUGCUUAUCAUGGUUUAGUUAUUGCAGCCGAUAAUUCCAUGCAAGAAAUUAUACCAGUGAAAAAAACCAAAAGUAAUCGUACAAAUAAAAUUCGUACUAUUGUACGUGAUUUGACUAUUCGAACAGUUGCUUAUACUCUUGUAUCACCAAUUUAUUAUGUAAUGAUCAUUGAAAGUGUACAGAGUAUGAGUGCAUCUGAUGGAAACAUUCUAGAUGGUUUACGCGAUGCAUUAAUUCGUUUUAUCCCAUUAGUCGGUUCUUCUCGAGCUAAAAUGUUACCAAUAUGGCAAAUAUUACUACCUACAAUUGGCCUAAUGGCAGGAAGAUAUUUAUGCGAAAAAUUUUUAUACGAAAUUAUAUUACCAACGUUGAAUGCUAUUCAAGAAGCAGAUAGAUAUAGAAAAACAAAACAACAAAAAAUUACACAUUUAUCGAUUGAUGACGAUUAUGAAUUGGAAGAGAAUGUUCUUUUAUUUGAAACUACUUAUGCUUCAAUCAUUGCUCGCAUCGCAUCAACAUUUCUCUCUCAAGCGUUAUUUUAUCCAAUUGAAACGGUUAUUCAUCGGCUCUAUGUACAAGGUGUUCGAGCCAUCAUCGAUAAUACAGAUACGGGCGUUGGUGUACAACCAAUUAAUACAAAUUAUUUUGGUUUUAUGAAUUGUUUACGUUCGAUAGAAGAGACGGAAGGAAGUGCGGGUCUUUAUAAAGGUUUUGGAUGUGUUUUUUUGAAGUUUUCAUUUUUAUAUGGUGGAAUGUUAUUAGCACAUGGUAUAGCAAGAAAAUUCAUUCAACCGACAGUAUCUUCAAUUCAAUCACCAAUAAUUCAAUCACUUCCAAACUGGAAACAAACACCAGUAACGACAGCAGAUUUAGAGGCAACAAGAAGAUGGUAG